AUGCACAACAAGAAGCGUACUAUCAUUAUUGGAUGUGUUGUUGGUGCCGCUGUCUUGGCCGUAGUAAUACUGUGUUGUUGCUUUUUUGGAUCAUCUAACGAGCCGGAUGCAGAUGGCGAUAUCUCAUCCAAUUCUGAUGGUGGAAAUAGUUCAACAUUUGGUUCUAUCGUUAACCCAUUCCACAUUUCCUCUACAUCCAAUUCUGGUAGUGGAAAUGGUUCAAUAUUUGGUUCUAUCGUUAACCCAUUCCACAUUUCCUCUACAUUCAGCGGCACAUCACAAAAUGCAAUCUCCAACCCCGCCUCAGGAAAUAGCGAUGCAGCGAAAGAUGAAACAGCUGAUCCCGAUGCAAGUAAUGGUAAUCAGCCAGAUAGUAGCGCAAAUGUGGCUAGCAAUGAUACAUAG
Vavraia culicis subsp. floridensis is the source of this 405-nucleotide messenger RNA. RefSeq lists its product as uncharacterized. The transcript has a single exon. The record is from RefSeq and is a predicted model, not a curated record. Lineage: Eukaryota; Fungi; Microsporidia; Pleistophoridae. Bases 1 to 405 code for a protein of 134 amino acids.